AUGUUUAAGGUUCCUGAUCAUCAGGUUGCAGGCCAUGUCGGGCCACUAGUAGAUGAUUCUGGUCGCUUUUACAAGCCUCUCCAAAAUAACGAACGCGGCACCAAAGAAGUUGCCUUCUACACUUCAUUCUCUGCCAAUAGCAAAAUCCCCACUCAUGUUCGUCGAUAUUUUCCUAUUUACCAUGGAACUCAGUUUUUAGAAGCUUCGGAUGGAUCUGGCACGCACCCUCACCUUGUUUUGCAAGACAUUGUCUCAAACCGUCAGAACCCGUGUGUUAUGGACAUCAAGAUGGGAUCAAGAACUUGGUAUCCCCAAGCUUCAGAGGACUACAUCACGAGAUGCUUUCAGAAAGAUAGAGAAUCAACAAGCGUGCCGUUGGGUUUCAAGAUAUGUGGUUUGCAGACCUAUGACAGUGAAAAGCGUGGUUACUGGAAAUCUCAAAAGGACGUUGUCAAAAAAUUUACGGUAGAUGAUGUUAAUCUGACUUUGAAGAGGUUUGUAUCUUGUAACCCAAUGUCAGAUGCGGUACCUGAUUGUUUACGCGCGACAGAAGUUUAUGGCGGGUCGGAUGGGAUUCUGGCACAAUUGUUGGAGUUGAAAGCAUGGUUUGAGGAUCAAACGAUAUACCAUUUCAACUCUUGUUCGAUUCUUAUGGUGCAUGAUCGCUCUGGUGCUCAAGUCAAGCUUGUUGAUUUUGCUCAUGUCGUGGAUGGCGAAGGUGUCAUUGACCAUAAUUUCUUGGGCGGGCUCUGUGUUUUGAUAAAAUUCGUGUCAGAUAUACUGGAAUAG
Messenger RNA from Papaver somniferum (opium poppy), 789 nucleotides. RefSeq names its product inositol polyphosphate multikinase beta-like. Lineage: Eukaryota; Viridiplantae; Streptophyta; Magnoliopsida; Ranunculales; Papaveraceae. Gene Ontology annotation, molecular function: inositol tetrakisphosphate kinase activity; inositol-1,4,5-trisphosphate 3-kinase activity. Gene Ontology annotation, biological process: inositol phosphate biosynthetic process. Bases 1 to 789 code for a protein of 262 amino acids. The record is from RefSeq and is a predicted model, not a curated record. Gene Ontology annotation, cellular component: cytoplasm; nucleus. The transcript has a single exon.